CUGGGAGCUGUGAUCUCACCAAGCCCCUGCCAGGAAAAGCCCCAGAAAAAGGGGAGGGAGGGAGAGGCAGAGGCUGCCGCUGCAGUUUGCAAGAACCGCAGGGGAGAAGGACGCUGCCACCCACAGCCUUCAGAGCUCAUUGCAGCUGGGACAGCCAGGAGCGGGGUUAGUCAGCAGCUCGACGAGCGGCUGCCCAGGUCCUGGGGUGGUGGCAGCCAGCGGGAGCAGGAAAGGAAGCAUGUUCCCACGCUGCCCACGCCUCUGGGUCCUGGUGGUCUUGGGCACCAGCUGGGUAGGCUGGGGGAGACAAGGGACAGAAGCGGUACAGCUAAGGCAGUUCUACGUGGCUGCUCAGGGCAUCAGUUGGAGCUACCGACCUGAGUCCACAAACUCAAGUUUGAAUCUUUCUGCAACUUCCUUUAAGAAAAUUGUCUACAGAGAGUAUGAACCAUAUUUUAAGAAAGAAAAACCACAAUCUAGCAUUUCAGGACUUCUUGGGCCUACUUUAUAUGCUGAAGUCGGAGACACCAUAAAAGUUCACUUUAAGAAUAAGGCAGAUAAGCCCUUAAGCAUCCAUCCUCAAGGAAUUAGGUACAGUAAAUUAUCAGAAGGUGCUUCUUACCUUGACCACACAUUCCCUGUGGAGAAGAUGGAUGAUGCUGUGGCUCCAGGCCGAGAAUACACCUAUGAAUGGAGUAUCAGUGAGGACAGCGGGCCCACCCAUGAUGACCCUCCAUGCCUCACACACAUCUAUUACUCCCAUGAAAAUCUAAUCGAGGAUUUCAACUCUGGACUGAUUGGGCCCCUGCUUAUCUGUAAAAAAGGGAUCCUAACUGAGGAUGGGAAACAGAAGACGUUUGACAAGCAAAUCGUGCUACUGUUUGCUGUGUUUGAUGAAAGCAAGAGCUGGAGCCAGUCAUCAUCCCUAAUGUACACAGUCAAUGGAUACGUGAAUGGGACAAUGCCAGAUAUAACAGUUUGUGCCCAUGACCACAUCAGCUGGCAUCUGCUGGGAAUGAGCUCGGGGCCAGAAUUGUUCUCCAUUCAUUUCAAUGGCCAGGUCCUGGAGCAGAACCAUCAUAAGGUCUCAGCCAUCACCCUUGUCAGUGCUACAUCCACUACCGCAAAUAUGACCGUGGGCCCAGAGGGAAAGUGGAUCAUAUCUUCUCUCACCCCAAAACAUUUGCAAGCUGGGAUGCAGGCUUACAUUGACAUUAAAAACUGCCCAAAGAAAACCAGGAAUCCUAAGAAAAUAACUCGUGAGCAGAGGCGGCACAUGAAAAGGUGGGAAUACUUCAUUGCUGCAGAGGAAGUCAUUUGGGACUAUGCACCUGUAAUACCAGCGAAUAUGGACAAAAAAUACAGGUCUCAGCAUUUGGAUAAUUUCUCAAACCAAAUUGGAAAACUUUAUAAGAAAGUUAUGUACACACAGUACGAAGAUGAGUCCUUCACCAAACGUACAGUGAAUCCCAAUAUGAAAGAAGAUGGGAUUUUGGGUCCUAUUAUCAGAGCCCAGGUCAGAGACACACUCAAAAUCGUGUUCAAAAAUAUGGCCAGCCGCCCCUAUAGCAUUUACCCUCAUGGAGUGACCUUCUCACCUUAUGAAGAUGAAGUCAACUCUACUUUCACCUCAGGCAGGAACAACACCAUGAUCAGAGCAGUUCAACCAGGGGAAACCUAUACUUAUAAGUGGAACAUCUUGGAGUUCGAUGAACCCACAGAAAACGAUGCCCAGUGCUUAACAAGACCAUACUACAGUGACGUGGACAUCAUGAGAGACAUCGCCUCUGGGCUAAUAGGACUACUUUUAAUCUGUAAGAGCAGAUCCCUGGACAGGCGAGGAAUACAGAGGGCAGCAGACAUCGAACAGCAGGCUGUGUUUGCUGUGUUUGAUGAGAACAAAAGUUGGUACCUUGAGGACAACAUCAACAAGUUUUGUGAAAAUCCUGAUGAGGUGAAACGUGAUGACCCCAAGUUUUAUGAAUCAAACAUCAUGAGCACUAUCAAUGGCUAUGUGCCCGAGAGCAUAACUACUCUCGGAUUCUGCUUUGAUGACACUGUCCAGUGGCACUUCUGUAGUGUGGGGACUCAGAAUGAAAUUUUGACCAUCCACUUCACUGGGCACUCAUUCAUCUAUGGAAAGAGGCAUGAGGACACCUUGACCCUCUUCCCCAUGCGAGGAGAAUCUGUGACGGUCACAAUGGAUAAUGUUGGAACUUGGAUGUUAACUUCCAUGAAUUCUAGUCCAAGAAGCAAAAAGCUGAGGCUGAAAUUCAGGGAUGUUAAAUGCAUUACAGAUGAUGAUGAAGACUCAUAUGAGAUUUUUGAACCUCCAGAAUCUACAGUCAUAGCUACACGGAAAAUGCAUGAUCCUUUAGAAACUGAAGAUGAAGAGAGUGACACUGACUAUGAUUACCAGAGCAGACUGGCUGCAGCAUUAGGAAUUAGGUCAUUCAGAAACUCAUCAUUGAAUCAGGAAGAAGAAGAGUACAAUCUUACUGCCCUAGUUCUGGAGAAUGGCACUGAAUUCAUUUCUUCGAACACAGAUAUAAUUGUUGGUUCAAAUUAUUCUUCCCCAAAUAAUAUUAGUAAGCUCACUGUCAAUAAUUUUGCAGAACCUCAGAAAACCCCUUCUCACCGACAAGCCACCACAGCUGGUUCCCCACUGAGACACCUCACUGGCAAGAACUCAGUUCUCAAUUCUUCCACAGCAGAGCAUUCCAGCCCUUAUUCUGAAGACUCUAUAGAGGAUCCUCUACAGCCAGAUGUCACAGGGAUACAUCUACUUUCACUUGGUGCUAGAGAAUUCAAAAAUCAAGAACAUGCUAAACGUAAGGGACCCAAGGUAGAAAGAGACCAAGCAGCAAAGCACAGGUUCUCCCGGAUGAAAUUACUAGCACAUAAAGUUGGGAGACACCUAAGCCGAGACACUGGUUCUCGCUCCAGAGUGAGGCCCUGGGAGGACCUUCCUAGUGAUCUGUUACUCUUAAAACAAAAUAACUCAUCUAAGAUUUUGGUUGGGAGAUGGCAUUUGGCUUCUGAGAAAGGUAGCUAUGAAAUAAUCCAAGAUACUGAUGAAGACACAGCUGUUAACAAUCGACUGAUCAGCCCCCAGAAUGCCUCACGUGCUUGGGGAGAAAGCACCCCUCUUGCCAACAAGCCUGGAAAGCAGAGUGGCCACCCAAGGUUUCCUAGAGUUAGACAUAAAUCUCUGCAAGUAAGACAGGAUGGAGGAAAGAGUGGACUAAAGAAAAGUCAGUUUCUCAUUAAGACACGAAAAAAGAAAAAAGAGAAGCGUACACACCAUGCUCCUUUAUCUCCAAGGACCUUUCACCCUCUAAGAACUGAAGCCUACAACACAUUUUCAGAAAGAAGACUUAACCAUUCAUUGUUGCUUCAUAAAUCCAAUGAAACAUCUCUUCCCAAAGACCUCAAUCAGACAUUGCCCUCUAUGGAUUUUAGCUGGAUAGCCUCACUUCCUGACCAUAAUCAGAAUUCCUCCAAUGAUACUCGUCAGACAAGCUCUCUUCCAGAUCUUUAUCAGACAGUGCCCCCAGAGGAACACUAUGAAACAUUCCCCAUUCAAGACCCUGAUGAAAUGCACUCUACUUCAGACCCCAGUCACAGAUCCUCUGCUCCAGAGCUCAGGGAGAUGCUUGAGUAUGACCGAAGUCACAAGUCCUUCCCCACUGAUAUAAGUCAAAUGUCCCCUUCCUCAGAACGUGAAGUCUGGCAGACAGUCCCCUCUGCAGACCUCAGCCAGGUGACCCUCUCUCCACAACUCAGCCAAACAAACUUCUCGCCAGACCUCAGCCACACGACUCUCUCUCCAGAACUCAGUCAGACAAACCUUUCCCCAGCCCUCGGUCAGAUGCCCAUGUCUCCAGACCUCAGCCAUACAACCCUUUCUCCAGACCUCAGUCAUACAACCCUUUCUCCAGACCUCAGCCAUACAACCCUUUCUCCAGACCUCAGUCCUACAACCCUUUCUCCAGACCUCAGUCAUACAACCCUUUCUCCAGACCUCAGUCACACAACCCUUUCUCCAGACCUCAGUCCUACAACCCUUUCUCCAGAUCUCAGUCAUACAAUCCUUUCUCCAGACCUCAGUCCUACAACCCUUUCUCCAGACCUCAGUCAUACAAACCUCUCUCCAGACCUCAGUCAUACAACCCUUUCUCCAGACCUCAGUCAGACAAACCUUUCCCCAGCCCUCGGUCAGAUGCCCAUGUCUCCAGACCUCAGUCAUACAACCCUUUCUCCAGACCUCAGUCAUACAAACCUCUCUCCAGACCUCAGUCAUACAACCCUUUCUCCAGACCUCAGCCAGACAAACCUCUCUCCAGAACUCAGUCAUACAAACCUUUCCCCAGCCCUCGGUCAGAUGCCCCUUUCUCCAGACCUCAGCCAGGUGACUGUCUCUCCAGACAUCAGUGAGACCACCCUUCUCCCUGAUCUCAGCCAGAUAUCACCUCCUCCAGACCUUGAUCAGACAUUCUACCCUUCUGAAUCUAGUCAGUUAUUGCAUCUUCCAGAAUUUAAUGAGACUUUUCCUUAUCCAGACCUUGGUCAGAUGCCAUCUCCUUCAUCUCCUACUCUCAAUGAUACUUUUCUAUCAAAGGAAUUUAAUCCACUGGUUAUAGUGGGCCUCAGUAAAGAUGGUACAGAUUACAUUGAGAUUAUUCCAAAGGAAGAGGUCCAGAGCAGUGAAGAUGACUAUGCUGAAAUUGAUUAUGUGCCCUAUGAUGACCCCUACAAAACUGAUGUUAGGACAAACAUCAACUCCUCCAGAAAUCCUGACAACAUUGCAGCAUGGUACCUCCUCCGCAGCAACAACGGAAACAGAAGAAAUUAUUACAUUGCUGCUGAAGAAAUAUCCUGGGAUUAUUCAGAAUUUGUACACAGGGAAACAGAUAUUGAAGACUCUGAUGAUAUUCCAGAAGACACCGUAUAUAAGAAAGUAGUUUUUCGAAAGUACCUCGACAGCACUUUUACCAAACGUGAUCCUCGAGGGGAGUAUGAAGAGCAUCUCGGAAUUCUUGGUCCUAUUAUCAGAGCUGAAGUGGAUGAUGUUAUCCAAGUUCGUUUUAAAAAUUUAGCAUCCAGACCAUAUUCUCUACAUGCCCAUGGACUUUCCUAUGAAAAAUCAUCAGAGGGAAAGACUUAUGAAGAUGACUCUCCUGAAUGGUUUAAGGAAGACAAUGCUGUUCAGCCAAAUAGCAGUUAUACCUACGUAUGGCAUGCCACUGAACGAUCAGGGCCAGAAAGUCCUGGCUCUGCCUGUCGGGCUUGGGCCUACUACUCAGCUGUGAACCCAGAAAAAGAUAUUCACUCAGGCUUGAUAGGUCCCCUCCUAAUCUGCCAAAAAGGAAUACUACAUAAGGACAGCAACAUGCCUGUGGACAUGAGAGAAUUUGUCUUACUAUUUAUGACCUUCGAUGAAAAGAAGAGCUGGUACUAUGAAAAGAAAUCCCGAAGUUCUUGGAGACUCACAUCCUCAGAAGUGAAAAAAUCCCAUGAAUUUCACGCCAUUAAUGGGAUGAUCUACAGCUUGCCUGGCCUGAGAAUGUACGAGCAAGAGUGGGUGAGGUUACACCUGCUGAACAUAGGCGGCUCCCAAGACAUUCACGUGGUUCACUUUCAUGGCCAGACCUUGCUGGAAAAUGGCAAUAAACAGCACCAGUUAGGGGUCUGGGCCCUUCUGCCUGGUUCAUUUAAAACUCUUGAAAUGAAGGCAUCAAAACCUGGCUGGUGGCUCCUAAACACAGAGGUUGGAGAAAACCAGAGAGCAGGGAUGCAAACGCCAUUUCUUAUCAUGGACAGAGACUGUAAGAUGCCAAUGGGACUAAGCACUGGUAUCAUAUCUGAUUCACAGAUCAAGGCUUCAGAAUUUCUGGGUUACUGGGAGCCCAGAUUAGCAAGACUAAACAAUGGUGGAUCUUAUAAUGCUUGGAGUGUAGAAAAACUUGCAGCAGAAUUGGCCUCUAAACCUUGGAUCCAGGUGGACAUGCAAAAGGAAGUCGUAAUCACAGGGAUCCAGACCCAAGGUGCCAAACACUACCUGAAGUCCUGCUAUACCACAGAGUUCUAUGUAGCUUACAGUUCCAACCAGAUCAACUGGCAGAUCUUCAAAGGGAACAGCACAAGGAAUGUGAUGUAUUUUAAUGGCAAUUCAGAUGCCUCUACAAUAAAAGAGAAUCAGUUUGACCCACCUAUUGUGGCUAGAUAUAUUAGGAUCUCUCCAACCCGAGCCUAUAACAGACCUACCCUUCGAUUGGAGUUGCAAGGUUGUGAGGUAAAUGGAUGUUCCACACCACUGGGUAUGGAAAAUGGAAAGAUAGGAAACAAGCAAAUCACAGCUUCUUCGUUUAAAAAAUCUUGGUGGGGAGAUUACUGGGAACCCUUCCGUGCCCGUCUGAAUGCCCAGGGACGUGUGAAUGCCUGGCAAGCCAAGGCAAACAACAACAAGCAGUGGCUAGAAAUUGAUCUACUCAAGAUCAAGAAGAUAACAGCAAUUACAACACAGGGCUGCAAGUCUCUGUCCUCUGAAAUGUAUGUAAAGAGCUAUACCAUCCACUACAGUGACCAGGGAGUGGAAUGGAAACCAUACAGGCUGAAAUCCUCCAUGGUGGACAAGAUUUUUGAAGGAAAUACUAAUACCAAAGGACAUGUGAAGAACUUUUUCAACCCCCCAAUCAUUUCCAGGUUUAUCCGUGUCAUUCCUAAAACAUGGAAUCAAAGUAUUGCACUUCGCCUGGAACUCUUUGGCUGUGAUGUUUACUAGAACUGAAUAUUCAAAAACCCCUGGAAGAGGGUCUUUAAGACCUCAAACCAUUUAGAAUGGGCAAUGUAUUUACACUGUGUUAAAUGUUAACAGUUUUCCACUAUUUCUCUUUUUUUCUAUUAGUGAAUAAAAUUUUAUACAAGAAGGUUU
Molecule: messenger RNA, 6934 nt
Organism: Macaca mulatta (Rhesus monkey)
Lineage: Eukaryota; Metazoa; Chordata; Mammalia; Primates; Cercopithecidae
Gene: F5
Product: coagulation factor V
Cellular component (GO): plasma membrane
Molecular function (GO): signaling receptor activity; copper ion binding
Source: RefSeq, a predicted model, not a curated record